GCAAACAAUGGCUACUACCAUCCAUUUCUUCCUCCUCUCACUACCUCUCUUCUCGAUCUUGUCUUUAUCAGUUGCAUUGAAGCCCCCUAAACCCCACUCCUUCAUCCUUCCCAUAGAGAAAGAUCCAGCAACCCUUCAGUACUCUACUUCCAUAGAAAUGGGUACCCCUCCGGUGAGCUUAGAUCUAGUCAUUGACAUCAGAGAACGUUUCCUCUGGUUUGAUUGUGGCAAUGACUAUAAUUCCUCAACCUACCACGCUGUCCACUGUGGUACAAAGCAAUGCAAGGUAGCCAAAGGCACAGAUUGCAUUAACUGUACCAACCACCCCCUCAAAACAGGAUGCACAAACAACACAUGCGGUGUUGAACCAUUCAACCCUUUUGCUGAAUUCUUUGUAAGCGGGGACGUGGGUGAAGAUAUAUUAUCCUCUGUGCGUUCAUCAAAUGGAGCAAGAGCACCUUCUAAUAUACACGUGCCACGCUUCCUUUCUUCCUGUGUAUACCCAGAUAAAUUUGGGGUUCAGGGCUUUCUAGAAGGCUUGGCCAAGGGCAAGAAAGGGGUAUUAGGCCUUGCAAGGACUGCGAUUUCAUUACCAACACAACUCGCAAUGAAAUAUAAGCUUGAUCGUAAGUUUGCACUUUGUUUACCUUCAACUUCUAAAGUGAAUAGACUCGGUGACCUCUUUGUUGGUGGAGGACCUUAUUAUUUGCCCCCUCAUGAUGCUUCCAAAUUUCUUUCCUACACUCCAUUAGUUGUAAACCCACGUAGCACAGGCCCAAUCUUUGACAAUGAUCCUUCUACUGAGUACUUUAUUGAUGUCAAGUCAAUCAAGGUUGACGGCAAAAAUGUCAACUUUAAAACCACCUUGUUGUCUAUUAACAAACAGGGAAAUGGUGGUACCAAGCUUAGUACUGUGAUUCCUUACACAAAGUUACACACUUUGAUAUACCGAGCACUUGUGAAUGAUUUCGUUAAGAAAGCAGCGGUUAGAAAAAUAAAGAGAGUGCCUUCAGUGGCACCAUUUGGGGCGUGCUUCGAUUCAAGAACCAUUGGCAAGACCUUUUCUGGACCGGAUGUGCCAACAAUUGAUUUGGUCCUGAAGGGGGGAGUUCAGUGGAGAAUCUAUGGCGCCAAUUCAAUGGUUCAGGUUUCUAGGAAUGCGUUAUGCCUUGGAUUUGUGGAUAGAGGUUUGGAGCCAGGAAGUCCCAUAGCAACUUCAAUUGUUAUUGGUGGGUAUCAGUUGGAGGACAAUCUUUUGGAGUUCGAUCUAGUUUCCUCAAAACUUGGUUUUAGCUCCUCUCUUCUACUCCACAACGCUAGUUGCUCCCACUUCAGAGUCUUCUAA
Abrus precatorius (Indian licorice) is the source of this 1345-nucleotide messenger RNA. Its product is annotated as basic 7S globulin-like. Gene Ontology annotation, biological process: proteolysis. The transcript has a single exon. NCBI's taxonomy places the organism in Eukaryota, Viridiplantae, Streptophyta, Magnoliopsida, Fabales, Fabaceae. The coding region runs from base 8 to 1345 and encodes 445 amino acids. The record is from RefSeq and is a predicted model, not a curated record. Gene Ontology annotation, molecular function: aspartic-type endopeptidase activity.